CCACGGCAACGAAGUUCUGUAUUUUAGUGCCUUUCUUUUCUGCAGAUCUGAAUUCUGGAAAGUUUUCUGCAGCUUAGAUGAAAUUCUGGUUAGAUACACAGCUUGUUUGAUCGAGAAAUGGUUAGAGGAAUCAUCAAUUGAUUGUCGAUUUCUCUUUCGAACAAUCUGCUGCGAAGGGGGGAAUUCUCAUUUCUGGGCUGUGUAUUUGGGGGUUUCUCCGUUGGAUUUUAUGCUUCUAAUCUGGCAGCAUGAGGAAGAAGCUCGAUACCCGCUUCCCGGCUCUACUGGGUUGCUGUGAUUUGGGAGGAAGUGAGGAAAAGGCUCGCAUAAAAAAAAUCAUGCAAGCUGAUGAGGAUGUUGGCAAGAUAGCCCUGGCAGUGCCUGUCUUAGUGUCUAAAGCAUUGGAAUUGUUUUUGCAAGACCUUUGUGAUCGUACUUAUGAAGUUACCCUUCAUAGAGGAGCAAAGACCAUGAGUUCACUCCACCUAAAACAUUGUGUCCAAAGCUAUAAUGUGUUUGAUUUUCUGCGAGAAAUUGUUAGCAAGGUUCCUGAUUAUGGCCAUGGUCAUGGCCACCCUGAUGCACCUGCGGAUCACAGAGUCCUUCAUAAGAGGAAGCCCAUUAUGGAUGAAGGCAAUGAGAGCGAUGAAGAAAUGAAGAGAAGCAGGAUGCAUGAUACAAGCCACACAGUCGUUACUGGUCGAGGGAGAGGUCGUGGUCGAGGGAGAGGUCGUGGUCGAGGUGCUCGAAACGCGGAUAGAGAAUUGGCUCAUCGUGAGGCCGACUCUGAAGCUGCUUGUACUACUCCACGCGGCAACAUCCCAGUUCCUGGAACGAUGAUAGAUGACGGAAUGGAUUCAAAGGAGAUGUUGGUGAAAGAGCCUAUGGAAGCAGUUACAGAUGGUACAGCCAAUCAACCAGAACGAAACUUCGAUCUUAAUGCUGAGGUCAAAGACAACAACGAAGACACGAAAGCUGCAGCAGCAGCCGCGUUGCCAGCUUCUUCAGCAAUAGGUCCUGUGCCUGCUGGCCAAGGUUCGUCCACGGCACCAGAAACCACCACCCACGAAGAAUAUCCAGGUUGGUCGCUUUCAGAAGUCGACAAGAUGGCUAUUGAUCCCUUACAGCUGGCCCAGAUGAGCACGAGGAUGGACGAAGAGGAAGAAGACUAUGACGAAGAAGGAUGAUUUAUGAUGUCUCUUAUCAGUAAUAGUUAUUGGUCUCGCGUAGUUCGUAGAACCCAUCUGCUAACAGAAAACCCAAUGAUGUCCUAGUAGGGAUCUGUCUACUAUUUGAGAAGAAGACAGCAGUUUGUGUAAUGUAAGAAUCUAAUGUUAGGAGCAGCUAGCAGCCCGCAUCCAUGAUGGCCUUCCUCUGUCAAUACUGGUGGUUCAUGUAGAGCAGAAACUGUUGGAGCUAGAUUUCAGUUUGGCUUGGUUUGGAAUCCGUGAGCACAAGAAUCUAAACGAAAUAGCUUCAAUCUAUCCUAGUUUGAUCUGAAAUGAUCUUCGAAUGCUGAAAAGAAGAGAAUGAUCUACACAAUACGGCAGGAAGUCUAUAUAGCAUAUCAUCCAUUACAGGUUCACAAGCAAACCAUAAAGUUCCUGGUUGCCACAGGAUCACUCUUAAAACAUAAGCAAUAGCAAACCAUAAAGCUGCACAUAUAUGUACACAAAUCAGUGAGUUGGCUCCAUAUGAUAGAGAUGGAAAGUGCCUUCAGUAGUCUUGUGCACUUCGACCUUCAACUUCUCUUCGGUAGUCCCUCUCUUCACCUUGAGCACCAUAUGAAAUUUCGCAGCAUCGUCCACCACCUGCAGCAUUGCGAAACCAGCACUAAUAUAAGGAUGGAGUUGCGAGAUGAAAGGACAGAUGGGAAGUGAUACAAGGUCGCAACAAACCUCAGCUUUGGCAUCAACAACUUCUUGAAGUUCGUAAGGAAACAAUGAGUUGGAGCGCUGUUGAAUUGUCUUCAGAGCAUGAUCAGCUGCAUCUCGAACAGCAGGGUCAUGAGGUGCCACAUCCCUCAACCCAGAUCCAUGGCAUCCUGAAAUACGCACCCAGAUCAGAAGGGGUGAGCUGCGGGGAAUCACCAGCGUGCUUGAACUCCUGCAGUUCCUGGAAGUUCAUCCAUGGCUUCACCCACACUUUGGCUUCAUAGAGCUUCUUCUU
Molecule: messenger RNA, 2169 nt
Organism: Linum tenue
Lineage: Eukaryota; Viridiplantae; Streptophyta; Magnoliopsida; Malpighiales; Linaceae
Source: the annotation of a GenBank genome assembly